Messenger RNA from Oncorhynchus mykiss (rainbow trout), 4571 nucleotides. The record is from RefSeq and is a predicted model, not a curated record. Lineage: Eukaryota; Metazoa; Chordata; Actinopteri; Salmoniformes; Salmonidae.
UAAAAUUCAUACAUCAGAAAAAUACAAAAGUUUUGGCCAAAGAAUUAAGUGGGCGUGUUUCUUUUUUUCAAUAACUAGUAUUUAAAUGAUUAGAUCAACUGUUUGUUUUUUACGCACUACAAAGCCUUGACAAGAAUGACGCGCUCGGCCCACUAUUUAUUGUUUCUGCAGUAAGGAUUCACCCUCUUCAGAGAAUUAUUGUGUAACUUAUCUGCAGUUAAUCGCUGUUUUGAGCUCAAAAAGCACCUCGUAGCUGUAUGUAAACCAGGGAGCGAAAUGAACGGCUCUUUCACCGAUGCAAUUCGGUUACCGACGUUCACCAAAAAGAUCCGUUCAAAAACAACCUGUCGUUAUCGAACGACCCAUCACUAGUUGAAACGGGAAAUAUUUGUAUAAGGAAGUAGAGGAAGUAACGGACGUUAUCGUCGAAGAAAAAUGUUUGAGAGCUGAGUGAGUUUUGACUUACAUCUAAUAUGAGUCUCUCUGGGGAGAGAGAGGAGGAGACCACAGCCUCUAAAAUGAGUCUCUCUGGGGAGAGAGAGGAGGGGACCACUGACUCUAAAAUGACUCAAGAGACCAGUUCUAAGUGUGUCCAGAAGCCCAGAGCAGAGUCACCUACAACCAGCCUGCUAUCAAUGAAGAGUGAUCAGCCACCUGCUUUCAGCCAGGAACCAUUACCAGAUGACAAUAAGGAAGUGGAGAGUUUGGACAGUGAGGAUGUAUUAAAGAUCACACACAACCUUCUGGACAGAAGAAGUCAAACUCUGCUGAUAGUCCAACAUGACAUUAAGGCUAAACUGAAACACAAGUAUCAACACAUAUCUGAAGGAAUUGGACACCAUGGAAAUCAAUGUUUGUUCAAAGACAUCUACACAGACCUCUACAUCACAGAGGGUGGAAGUGGAGGGCUCAAUAAUGAACAUGAGGUUAGACAGAUAGAGAUGGCAUCCAAUAAACAAAACACACAAGAGACACCAAUCAAAUGCAACGACAUCUUCAAGCCUUUACCUGGACAAGACAAACCAAUCAGAACUGUGCUGACCAAAGGAAUCGCUGGCAUUGGAAAAACAGUUUCUGUGCAGAAGGUCAUCCUUGACUGGGCAGAGGGAAAAGCAAAUCAGGACGUUCAUUUCAUGCUUCCUCUUCCUUUCCGUGAUCUGAACCUGAAAAAGGACCAAUACAGUCUGAUGCAACUUCUUUCCCACUACUUCUCAGAGCUGAAGGAGAUUGACAGCAUUGAAGAUGGUGAAACCAAAACUGUUUUCAUUUUUGAUGGUCUGGAUGAGUGUCGACUUCCUCUAGACUUCAAAAACAAUGAGAAGUGCUGUGAUGUCACGAAGCCAACCUCAGUGGACGUGCUGCUGACAAACCUCAUCAAGGGGAAUUUGCUUCCCUCUGCUCUACUCUGGAUAACUUCACGACCUGCAGCAGCCAAUCAGAUCCCUCCUGAGUGUGUUGACCAGAUGACAGAGGUACGAGGGUUCAAUGAUCCACAGAAGAAGGAGUACUUCAGGAAGAAAAUCACAGAUCAGAAACUGGCCAAUGAAAUCAUCAAACACAUGAAGACAUCAAGGAGCCUCCACAUCAUGUGCCACAUGCCAGUCUUCUGUUGGAUAUCAGCCACUGUCCUUGAGAUGAUGCUGAAAGAGGCAGAGAAGGAUGAAGUCCCCAAAACUCUGACCCAGAUGUACUCACACUUCAUUCUCAUCCAAAUCAUUGCGAAGAACAAGAAGUACCACAAAGCCACAGAGACGAACCCAAAGGAAAUGUCUCAGUCAGACAAAGCGAUGAUCCUGAAACUGGCAAAGCUGGCUUUCCAACAGCUGCUGAAGGGCAACCUGAUCUUCUAUGAGGAGGACCUGAGAGAGUGUGGCCUUGAUGUCACAGAGGCAUCAGAGUACUCAGCAUUGUGUGCAGAGAUCUUUAAAGAGGAAUCUGGGCUGUACCAAGACAAGGUCUACAGCUUUGUGCAUCUGAGCAUUCAGGAGUUUCUAGCAGCAGUGCAUGCUUUAGAAUCAUGUCUGGACAAGAAGGAAAAUGUUUUCUCCCCCAAAGCAGUCCCUACUGAUGAUGAAGAAGAGGAGGAGUCAAUCCAGUUGUCUGACUUACACAGGAGAGCAGUGGACCAGGCCUUGAAGAGUGAGAAUGGACACCUGGACUUGUUCCUCCGCUUCCUUCUGGGUCUCUCACUGGAGUCCAAUCAGAAUCUGUUACGAGGCCUUCUGACACAGACAGGAAGUACAACACAGACCAAUGAGGAAACAGUUAAAAGAACAGUCAGGUACCUUUCAGACAAGAUCAACCAGGAAUCCUCACCAGAAAGGAUCAUCAACUUGUUCCACUGUCUGAAUGAACUUGGUGCCAAUUCUCUAGUUGAAGACAUGCAGACCUCCCUGCAUUCAGGAACUCUUUCAGAAACAAGACUAAAACCUGACCAAUGUUCAGCCCUGGCCUACCUGUUACUGAUGUCAGAGGAGGUGCUGGAGGAGUUUGACCUGAAGACAUACAACACAUCAGAGAAAGGUUAUCAGAGGUUGCUGCCGGUAGUGAGAACCUGCAAGAGAGCACUACUGGAUGGCUGUAAACUCACAUAUAAAUCCUGUGAGACUCUGGCCUCAGCGCUGCAGACACCAAACUCUCCCGUAAGAGAACUGGACCUCAGCUACAAUGACCUGGGAGACAGAGGAGUGGAGCUGCUCUGUGUUGGACUAACCAGUCCACUCUGCAACAUACAGACACUAGUACUGGCUGACUGUUACCUCACAUAUAAAUCCUGUGAGACUCUGAUCUCAGCUCUGCAGACACCAAACUCCCCCCUGAGAGAACUGGACCUCAGCUACAAUGACCUGGGAGACAGAGGAGUGGAGCUGCUCUGUGUUGGACUAACCAGUCCACUCUGCAACAUACAGACACUAGUUCUAGGUCAGUGUGGUCUGACAGAGGGUUGCUGUUCAGAUCUGGCCUCAGUCCUGAGUUCACCCAACUCACAACUGAAACAACUGGAGCUGAGAGACAAUGACCUGCAGGACUCAGGAGUUACACUGCUCUCUGCUGGACUGGAGGAUCCAGACUGUAAACUACACACAUUGGGGCUGUCUGGCUGUCUGGUCACAGAGGAGGGCUGUGUUGCUCUGUCUUCAGCUCUGAGGUCAAACCCCUCCCACCUGAAAGAGCUGGAACUGAGCUACAAUCACCCAGGAGUCUCUGCAGGGGGACUGCUUUCAGCUGCUCUGAGGGAUCCCACAUAUAAACUGAUGAAGCUGAAUGUGGAUCAUGGUGGAGAGUGCAGGCUGAAAUCAGGGCCGAGGAAAUAUGCCUGUCAUCUCACCCUGGACCCAAAUACAGCACACCCAAACCUGAGACUGUCUGAGGGGAACAGGAAGUUGAAACGGGUGGUGGAGGACCAGCAUUAUGAAGACCAUCCAGAAAGAUUUGACUUUCAUCCCCAAGUUCUCUGCAGAGAAGGCUUAUCUGGAGGUCGUUAUUACUGGGAGGUGGAGAGGGAUGGUGACGGGGCUUUCAUUGGUGUGGUGUACAAAGGAAUGAAGAGGAAGGGAGGGAAGAUUGACCGUAGGAUUGGACACAAUAAGGAGUCCUGGUGUUUAGUCUGCUAUGAUAGUGCUUAUAACUUUUACCAUAAUGGAGUCAUCAGAUACAGUCGACCAGAUACUUGUCCUGUUUCUAAGAGAGUUGGAGUGUAUCUGGACUGGCCAGCUGGUACUUUGUCCUUCUAUAGUGUGUCCUCCUCUGGUACACUGACACACUUCUACACAGAACACACCACAUUCACUGAACCCCUCUAUCCUGGGUUUAUAAUGUACUCCUCCUCAUUGACCCUGUGUCCGAUAGAUGACCAACACAUUCAGAGAGACCAUGGUGGAGAGAGUUGUAUCAAGCCUAGACCUGAGGACACCAGAGACCAUGGUGGAGAGUGUUGUAUCAAGCCUGGACCUGAGGACACCAGAGACCAUGGUGGAGAGAGUUGGAUCAAGCCUGGACCUGAGGACACCAGUGACCAUGGUGGAGAGUGUUGUAUCAAGCAUUGACCUGAGGACACCAGAGACCAUGGUGGAGAGAGUUGGAUCAAGCCUGGACCUGAGAACACCAGAGACCAUGGUGGAGAGUGUUGGAUCAAGCCUAGACCUGAGGACACCAGAGACCAUGGUGGAGAGAGUUGGAUCAAGCCUGGACCUGAGAACACCAGAGACCAUGCUGGAGAGUGUUGGAUCAAGCCUGGACCUGAGGACACCAGAGACCAUGGCUUAGAGAGUUGUAUCAAGUCUGGACCUGAGAACACCAGAGACCAUGGUGGAGAGUGUUGUAUCAAGUCUGGACCUGAGGACACCAGAGACCAUGGUGGAGAGAGUUGUAUCAAGUCUGGACCUGGGGACACCAGAGACCAUGGUGGAGAGUGUUGGACCAAGCCUGGACCUGAGAACACCAGAGACAAGUUUGGACCUGAGAAAUGGAUUCCUCAGACCUGUAAGACAUGUGACCAUGUUGAGGACUCCACACACUGGCUUCAGAUUGAACCCUUGACUUCCACUGUCCAGGGAGUGACAAUGUUCAGG